Messenger RNA from Trypanosoma theileri, 405 nucleotides. RefSeq lists its product as uncharacterized. The transcript has a single exon. Bases 1 to 405 code for a protein of 134 amino acids. NCBI's taxonomy places the organism in Eukaryota, Euglenozoa, Kinetoplastea, Trypanosomatida, Trypanosomatidae. The record is from RefSeq and is a predicted model, not a curated record.
AUGGACUGGGAGGCCUUUUGCCCUUCCAUUAUUAACUUUACAAUGCCUCGGAAUCAAAACUUUUUACAAGUUUUCGAGACGACAUACAAUUUAUUCAGUGCAGAAUGGGCAGCACUAGGAAAGGAAGCUACAAAGCUACAUUGUGAGUAUGACUGCGCACGAGCACAGUUAGAACGCGAAGACUUUAGUGUACAACAAAACGCAAAUAUACAACUCCAGGAAUUACAGAACCAAAUGGCACAUAUUUAUCAGGAGGUCUCCCCCGCGAAAAUGCAAAGGCCCAGACGCAGAAUCAAUUGUAAGAAACGCAAGCGCAAUUGGCAGCAUCCCGCGCACAACUUAACCAAACGCUGGAGGAAUUGCGGCAGAUGCGCAAUCAGUAUACUGCGACGCAGUCUCAACUAG